AUGAAAAAGGUGCAGCGCUUCAUCGGCGUCGGCGACUCCAAGCCUGCCUCAGUGCCCUUGAGCACCAGCCCAGGCAACUCCUUCCUCAGCGCUGGCCUCCUCUCGAGCCCGUAUGCGUCCACUCCCACCACUCCUGGAGCAGCUGCUGCUGCUGCUGCUGGCGGUGCUUCUGUCAGCUACGAUGUCACUGCCAGCCGCCUCUUGCCACCCACACAGUCCAUGCCGGAUCAGCGACCACAGAUCUCGCCUCAAUCUUCUCAGGUCUUUGCGACACCGCAACCCACCAAUGCCUCCGCUCAACAGCAAUACUUUGACCUUCCCAUCAGCGCCGUAUCGCCAAGCCCACGCUCCGUCUCACCCCUGGCCAUGCCCUCGCUCAGUCACUCUGCCUCCUCUUCAGCGCUCAACCCCACGUCCUCUGCCGCGGACGUCCAGCUCGUCGAGCGUUCCGACCUCCACAAGUCCUUGAAAGCGCUCGAGUCUCUGCUCGUCAAUCUCGACGAGUAUCGCGAUCUUUCGGCUCGCCUGGCCAAAGUCGAAAAGAAGCUCGCGAAGAGCACAUCAGAACUUGAGCGCACCAAAGUUGUCCUCGAGACACCCUCCCAAACUUUGCAGCUCACCUCGACCAUGUUUGAAGGCCUCGCUGACGUCUCGUCACGACACGCCAAGCACGUACAACGCGAGUACGAGGCGGUCAACGAUGCAUGCGCCAAGUACUUUAAAAAGGUGGCCAAGGAAGAGCGCGCGCAUGACGAACUCGUUCAGACGCUUGAUGCAAAGAUCAAAAAGGCCAACGCUGCUCACGAGAAGAACGUCAAGAAAGCCACCGCGAACAAGGCUCUCGAGUCCCACGACAAGUACAUCGCCACCGUCCAGGCGCUCACCAACGACAUUAGCCGCGCCAAGAACGCUCAUGCACUUUCGAUGGCUGCCAAGAGUCACGCUUCGUCGCUGCUUGUCGCCAGCACCGUCGGAGGUUUGGCCGAUGUCGAGUUCAAAAGUCGAUGCGAGUCGGUACGCCGAGUUGGGCCGCACGUCGGCCGUCUCAACCAGCUCCUGUGCUUCACAUCGUCCGAGUUCAUGCCUGCUCUCCAGGCUGCCGAGUUCAAGGAGGUCGAACACGGCCAAGCCGAGUACUUGGCCGGUCUUGCAGCGCAGGUGGAGGCUUCGGUGGCAGCUCAGGCUCAAAUCAAUGCCAAGGUCAAUGAAGACACACAGACAAUCUUGCGAGCACAGGAGAUGGGUUGGCGUCCGCCUUCACCCUUGGCUCCUCCCACUUCCGCCAGUGUCGCGAACCUCGGCCGCAGCACCAGCAUCAAUAGCAACGCCAGUAGAGCGACCGACGCUGUUGCAGCGCCUCGAUCCACCUCUUUGCAGCUGAAGCCGGAACGUGACAGCGCUCGAUCGCGUUCCAACUCGUCAUCCAACGUCACGGCCUCUCCAUCUUCUUCCGCUCCCAUCCAAAGCGAUGCCGCGUCGGUGCACAGCAUUGCCACCGACCAGACCCCGCGUGCCGCGACGAAUGGCACUGCUACCGAGGCACAGCCAUCAUCGACACAGUCGGGUACAAUGCUGAGCGCACCUAUGCCGGGUGCCAGCCUCAUCCGUGCAGCGUCAGCCUCCACGAUCAAGUCUAUGGCUGCACAGCCUCAGAGCUGGGACCGUGGCUUGGCCUCGUCAAGCUCUUCGGCGGUCGGCGGCCGUACGAGUAGCGCAACACUCGCCCACGACCGUGAUCGCACUGACUCUUCCGUGCAAGAGGGCAGCAUCGUCGACAAGCUGGUCGUGCCACGCGAGGACUCGGAUGCUGCUCCUCCCAGCUUGAGUGCCACCAACAGCGCGCAGGGCUCGGAGGACGGCAAUCGCAUUCCACGCACACCUGACGAAAGCGAGCCAAUGCCGUUGAUGCAGUCCGGUCACAAAGCUUCCUUCCAGCAGCUGCAGAAAGAGAGAGACACGUUCGCCUAUGGCAAUGCCGAACACACGGAUCGUUCUCGAUUGGUCUCGUCACCCAAAUUGCGGCCUGCUGAGCGCGCCCUCGAGCAAUACCGAGAACUAACAACCAGGCCCGAAACAUCGCCCACCGCUUCCAGAUUUGAUCGCGACAGCAUUGCCUCGAGCCAGCUAACUGACAGUGCAGCAGAUGACGCCAAUGCCCGCAAGAUCAGUCUCUGGGAACGCGAACGCGAGCGAAUGAGGCAGAUCGAGAGGGAAGAGGGGUUAGCAGCCGCGCGCGCUCCCGUCUCUGCCACCUACUCCCGCCCUCCCUCCGUUGUCUAUUCUAGCAACACCUCUUCGUCGGCGUACAACGACAAUGGCGGCUGGUCGCGUUCCAAGAUCAGUGACGGAGACGUCCACGACAGAGGUGCAGGCUCGCAGUUAGGUCUCGGCUAUCCGCGUCCGUCAGGCGCUGACGCACACGACCUGGAUCGGUAUGCUCCGGCGGUGGGGUCGACACGUCUGUCUGCUACUGGCGUCGCACGCUCGCUGAGCACCGACACGACCGCUUCGGAACGCAGCUUUGUCGCACGCAUGAAGGCUCGCUACCAAGCCGAAAAGGAUCUGGAGCGGGAACAUCGCGAGCUCAACGUGCUGGAAAAGGAACGCGCGGCACGAAGGGCCACGAUGGACCCCACCUUGUCGCUUCCCUCGAUGAGCGGUGUGCGCAGUCGCGUGCCAGAGAUCGCAUCGCGCUACCAGUCGGUAGGCGCUGGGACGUAUCCGCAAGAGGUGAGCUCGGGUCGGCGAUACCAUGACAGCUUGCCGGCGAACGCUCCCCCAGGCGGCAGUGGCGGCGUUGGCUCGCGAAACAGUGCCAAGGCGUCUGCGCUAUCAGCAGCUGCGGGCAAUGGAAGCGUCGAAGAGUUUGGCGGAAUCAUCAGAGACAGUCGAAGCAUGGCCUCGGGUAGGCGGUCGAUGGAGCCACCUCAUUCGGAUGUCUGUGGGUGCCACCAGUGCUCGGCACGUCACUACGGUAGCGGUACGACGAGGAUGGACAACUCAAGUCGUGAGCAGGACCUCUCUGCCAACGCACGCAGCAACCCACGCGAGUUCAAUGUUCGCCACACAUCUAUGCCGGUUCUGCCGCGUCAGAGCCAGCAGGCAUAUGCAAAGCACCAGCAGCCACAGCAUCAGCAAGUGUCAUACGCCAGUUCGUCUCCUCGUGCGGCGCCCCGUGAUGCAUAUUCAUACCGUGAUCAGCAACAUCUGGGCGCACUAGGAGGUCGAGAUGCGCCACCGCCGCGUCGAAGCUACGAUGAGGUAGACAGUGGAUCGAGACGGGUCGCGUUUGUUCAGGAGCCUCAGCGUAUGCGUUAG
Sporisorium graminicola is the source of this 3318-nucleotide messenger RNA. RefSeq lists its product as uncharacterized. NCBI's taxonomy places the organism in Eukaryota, Fungi, Basidiomycota, Ustilaginomycetes, Ustilaginales, Ustilaginaceae. The coding region runs from base 1 to 3318 and encodes 1105 amino acids. The record is from RefSeq and is a predicted model, not a curated record. The transcript has a single exon.